Aegilops tauschii subsp. strangulata is the source of this 498-nucleotide messenger RNA. RefSeq lists its product as uncharacterized. The record is from RefSeq and is a predicted model, not a curated record. Gene Ontology annotation, molecular function: catalytic activity. Lineage: Eukaryota; Viridiplantae; Streptophyta; Magnoliopsida; Poales; Poaceae.
AUGCGUGCCCUCUUCUGGAACAUCCACGGCUUCGGCCAUGAUGGCCGCCCCCGCCAACUCAUCGAGUACAUUCGUGAUGAACACGUUGACAUUGUCGCCAUCCAAGAAACCAUGCGCACGGACUUCUCUCUUCCGGAGCUCGAUCGUGUGAGCUCCCACCUCUUCGCUUGGCAUUGGCUCCCUUCUAGUGGGAGCACCGGCCAUUCGGGUGGCAUCCUUUUAGGUGUGAAGGAUGCCACCUUCGAGGUGGGUAGCAUGGAUCGGGGCCAGUUCUUUGUUAGCAUGGAACUCUCCGAACAGGCCCUUAACUUCAAGUGGGAGGUCAUCAUCGUCUACGGCCCGGCUGACCACAGUAGGUCGGCCUCCUUCCUCGAGGAGCUCCACCAGAAUGUUUCGGCGGCCUCUCUUCCGGUGGUGGUUGGAGGUGACUUUAACCUCCUCUGGUUCGCGGAUGACAAGAGCAAUACGAAUGUCAACUUUGUGCGGAUGAAUGUUUAA